AUGAGUUCCAUUGGUACUGGAUACGAUUUAUCUGCUUCUCAAUUUUCACCUGAAGGCAAGGUUUUUCAAAUUGAAUAUGCAUACAAAGCAGUGGAAAAUAGUGGAACUGCUGUUGCGCUUAAGGGCAAGGAUGGUGUUGUAUUUGCGGUCGAAAAUAUAGUUCUAUCUAAGCUUUACGAGCCUGGGUGCGUAAAGCGAACCUUCUCAAUAGACGAACAUAUUGGAAUGGUUGUUGCUGGUCUACAGUCAGAUACGAAAGCCCUUGUUGAAAUCGCAAGGGAUGAAUGCAAAAGUUACAGGGAGAAUUUCGGGUCACCUAUUCCUGUCAAGUCUCUCUGUGAGCGCAUUUCAAUGCACAUGCACGCGUACACACUUUACAGCGCCAUUCGACCCUUCGGCGUCUCUAUUCUUCUCGGCUCUUAUGAAAAGGAUGGUGCUCACCUUUAUGUUAUUGAACCCUCUGGAAUGUACUAUGUAAGCUUGGCGGCAGCUCCUAAUGUUCAAGUUCCUGGUUCUUUACUACGUAAUGCAUUUGGUAGAUCAUGCGCACGCAUUCGACCCUCUGAUUCUGAGAUUAUUCUCUCCUUAAAUGCAUUUAAGGCUUAUGAGGGGUGUGCGAUUGGAAAGGCUAGGCAGAACGCCAAAACUGAGUUGGAGCAAAUUAAACUCGGAGAUAUGGAUAUUCAGCAACUCAUUAAAGAGGCAGCAAAAGUUAUUUACACUGUGCACGACGAAAUCAAGGACAAGAAUUUCGAAUUGGAUCUAAGUUGGGUUGGUUCUAAAACCGACAACCGGCAUCAAGUCGUUCCUCCUGAAGUUCAUAAAGAAGCCGAAGACUAUGCCAAACGUUCUCUCGAAGAAUCAGGUGAUCUUGACGAGGAAAUUGGCAUGUUAUAA
Messenger RNA from Hydatigera taeniaeformis, 897 nucleotides. The record is from the annotation of a GenBank genome assembly. NCBI's taxonomy places the organism in Eukaryota, Metazoa, Platyhelminthes, Cestoda, Cyclophyllidea, Taeniidae.